AUGCCCGUGCCCCGAGAUGUCUCAUCACAUCUGAGCCUGUACGCCUGGCUGGCAACUCUGGCUGCUCUUUUACCACUGGGGGCCAGAGGCCGCCUCCUGGAUGCACCUGCUCUUGGCCCUCUGCCUUCAGAUGGUCCAGCUGCCCCGUCUCAUUGUUAUGUCUGCAUACGUAUUUUUCCUCAAGUCUGUGUCUAUGUAAACAAACAUGGAAACUUUGGCCCUCACCUGGAUCCUAAGAGAAUCCAGCAGCUGCCUGACCACUUUGGCCCAGGCCCCGUGAAUGUGGUGCUUCGCCGGAUUGUGCAGGCCUGUGUGGAUUGUGCCCUUGAAACUAAAACUGUUUUUGGAUACCUGAAGCCAGAUAAUCGUGGAGGAGAAGUGAUAACUGCCUCCUUUGAUGGGGAAACUCAUUCCAUCCAGCUCCCUCCAGUGAACAGUGCAUCAUUUGCUCUUCGCUUUCUUGAGAACUUCUGCCACAGUCUGCAGUGUGAUAACCUUUUGAGUAGCCAGCCUUUUAGUUCUUCCAGGGGUCAUACUCACAGCUCUGCAGAGCAUGAUAAAAAUCAGUCAGCAAAAGAAGAUGUAACAGAAAGGCAAAGCACCAAACGAUCUCCUCAGCAAUCUGUACCAUAUGUUGUUCCUCUCUCUCCUAAGCUCCCCAAAACAAAGGAGUAUGCAUCUGAAGAACCAUUGUUUGCUGGGAGAAAUGCCAUUCCCAAAGAGGAAAAUCUUUCAGAAGAUUCUAAGAGCUCAUCACUAAAUUCAGGAAAUUGUUUGAGUCCUGCCUGUAGAAAUCCUAUGUAUAUUCAUACUUCAGUCUUCCAGGAUUUUUCUCAAAGUGUGCCAGGCACCACAAGUUCACUACUAGUUGGGGACAAAUCAUCCCCCAAGAGCAUUCCCCAUGAAGUUAAAUUCCAAAUGCAGAGGAAAAGUGAAGCUCCAAGUUAUAUAGCUGUACCUGAUCCCAGUGUCCUGAAACAAGGCUUCUCUAAGGACCCUUCAACCUGGUCUGUGGAUGAAGUGAUACAGUUUAUGAAACAUACAGAUCCUCAGAUAUCAGGCCCCCUCGCCGACCUCUUCAGGCAACAUGAAAUUGAUGGGAAGGCUCUGUUCCUACUCAAGAGUGAUGUGAUGAUGAAGUAUAUGGGGCUGAAGCUGGGGCCAGCAUUAAAGCUGUGUUACUACAUUGAAAAACUUAAAGAAGGAAAAUACAAUUGAAAAAAUUAUGUGUAAGUUUAGAUUGGACAUAA
This is a messenger RNA of Piliocolobus tephrosceles (Ugandan red Colobus), 1250 nucleotides long. RefSeq names its product Scm polycomb group protein like 2 (gene SCML2). Lineage: Eukaryota; Metazoa; Chordata; Mammalia; Primates; Cercopithecidae. The coding region runs from base 1 to 1218 and encodes 405 amino acids. Gene Ontology annotation, biological process: negative regulation of DNA-templated transcription. Gene Ontology annotation, molecular function: histone binding; chromatin binding. The transcript is spliced from 7 exons. Gene Ontology annotation, cellular component: nucleus. The record is from RefSeq and is a predicted model, not a curated record.